GUGCAAUUGUGUCUGCCAUUGAGUGGGACACUUCACUCAAUCACCGUGCAGCAAUCCCCUGUGAAAUAGGGUGCUCCUGGCAAGACAAAAAGACAUGGCUGAUUACGAACGUCGGAACCAUGGCCCUAGGGGAGGUGGGCGCAAGCGGCGUUAUAGAGAUGAUGACGAUUACGAUCGCCGCCAACGACGCAGAUAUGAAGAACCUCUAGUGGUCAAAGUUCGACGGCAGCUUCUCACAAUUGCUGAAUCGGCCGCUAGGAGGGCGGAAGAUGAUGCACUGAGCAUUGCGAAGAACGUGGCCGAGAACUACGAGGACGAGGAACUAAGGGAUAAUUUUAUUGAGGUUGCGCUUGACCUUGUCUUGGAGCAGCCGCUGAAAAUACCUUUCAUUGCUACUACCGUGCUUGUUGCUAAUACGAUAAAAUCGGACCUCGCCGCCGACGUCCUAAAACACGCAGUUGAGCGCUUCCAGCACAAUGUUGAUGCCGGUGCUUGGCGCGAAGUCAAGCUUCUUCUACGCUUUCUCGGAUGCUUACAAUGUAUAUUGGAGGGGGAUGGCGUCUUUGCGAUCUUGGAGGAACUUUUCUCCCGUGCUGUUGAUCUUCAAACCGCGUCUUCCGAAGAUCUAAUUGGAUUGGAGCUCGUGAAAAUCAUUCUAUACACGAUCCCGUACAUCAUGGCCUCCCCGGUCAGCGGGUUUGAAAGUCAGGCGCUGGGCCUACUAGAAAAGACUGAUAUCAUCGCAUCUACGCCGCAUACGCUUGUAGACUUGGCGAACCCCUUCGGACCUGAUAGUCAGAAAUCGGCGACUGUUCCCAGCGUUAUCAGCCUACUCCAAAGCCAGCUACAAGCCGAAGCGAGUCGAAAUUGGGAACUGGAGUGCCUGCCCCGGCCAUGGGCAAAUGUAAGAGAAGGCGAUGAAGAACCGAAGCGUCUUGAAGAAGGGCCGAAGCAUGUGUUACCUGAUAUCACGAUACCGAGCCCCGUACUAAAUGGAUCGAGGGCAAUCUUCCCAGAGGUUUUUCUGUCUGUCUAUGGAGAUCAGGAUAUUGAGACAGUUCCAUCAACGUCAAACAUUGCUUCUUCUCUGCUGAGAGACGCUCUUGUUGACACCAUUAACAUCAUGGACUUUAACCGCAUUGCAACGGCAAAGUUCCUGAUUGAUCUCGACUGUUAUUUUACACCCAGCAUCUUCGUGAAGCGUGCCACUCCAUUCGAUAAGUUGCGCGAUCUCCCUGAUGACCGGACAACGUGGAAACCGGAGGACGUGGCUGUAGAUGCUGUUUUCUCUCAGCUGUUUCAAUUGCCUUCACCCGAGCACAAACUUGUUUAUUACCAUUCUGUCCUCACAGAGUGCUGCAAGAUUGCACCGGCGGCCAUUGCGCCGAGCUUGGGUCGCGCGAUCCGAUUUCUCUAUCGCAGUCUCGACGUAAUUGACCUGGAACUUAGUCACCGGUUCUUGGAUUGGUUUGCGCAUCAUUUGAGUAAUUUUGGGUUUACUUGGAAGUGGAGUGAAUGGAUUGAGGACCUAGAGCUUCCCCUUGUACAUCCAAGGAUGGCGUUCAUCAAUGGCGCGCUAGAUAAAGAGAUUCGGCUGAGUUUUGCCCAGCGCAUUCGGGGAACCCUCCCAGAUCCUUAUCAAGACCUCAUCUCUGAAGGAAAAGAGAAGGACACCCCUGACUUCAAAUACGCAUCUGACACGACGCCCUAUGCAAAUGAAGGCAGAGAAAUCAUGCAGCUCAUUCGUAGAAAGGCCGCAGACGAUGAAAUUCAACCUCACAUCACUGCGAUCGAAGAGCGAGCAGCUGGUCUGGGAGUUGAGAUCCCCCUGUUACCCUCCACGGAUGCCUUCGUUACCUCCAUCUGCUUCGUAGGCGCAAAAUCCCUCUCUCACGUUCUGUCCUGCAUCGAGCGGAACAAGGAACGCCUCUUGGCGAUUGGACCAAGGUCACCUGGUGCGCGUCGCCAAAUUAUCACAUCAGUCAUGGAAUACUGGGUUGACCAACCCGGCAUUGGUAUCAACAUCAUCGACAAGCUGCUGAACUACACAAUCCUAACACCCCUUUCCGUCAUUGAAUGGGCGCUGGUCGACCACUUGGACGCAGGCACUAUUCUCGCAAAAACCCACAUCUUCGAAAUGAUCUCUGCUACUGUCGGCAAAGUCACCAACCGCCUUCGCCAGAUCGUCGCGGCUCGCAUCCAGCCAGGUCUCUAUGAGCCUCAGCUAAGUGUACUUGAUGAAACUCUUAACCGUGAGAAGAAGGAUAUGCACGCCCUUUUCCAGGUCAUUGAAGACUCCGUCGUUUCUGUGGCCGGAGGUAGCAACGACCAGCUCAUGGAACGUGGUGACGGCAGCGGCGAUUUGCCCGAGGACGAAAUCAUUCGUGAGUGGGGUAAACGCUGGCUUCGCGCGUUUCGUCGCAAGGCCGGCGUCGAGGAAGCCUUCAUUAGCCAGGCUAUGUCCAGCGCAACACCUGUCGGGACGAAAGCCCCGACCCCACCUCCGGCUGCUGCUGAUGGAAGUGUCCCUGGGGAUGGAGCGGGCGAUGGUGAUAUGGAUAUUGCCGAUGCGGAUGCGGAUAGGACGGCUGGUAUCUGAUCCUUGUCGCUUGUACCUUUUAUUCUGAAUUUAAAUAUGUAUAGCGGUAAUUGCAAACAAAUGCCUCUUGUAAGACUCUGAGCAAAAACAGAAAGUUAU
Molecule: messenger RNA, 2698 nt
Organism: Aspergillus nidulans FGSC A4
Lineage: Eukaryota; Fungi; Ascomycota; Eurotiomycetes; Eurotiales; Aspergillaceae
Product: NCBP1 family protein
Exons: 7
Coding region: 95-2599 (834 amino acids)
Biological process (GO): RNA metabolic process; mRNA export from nucleus
Cellular component (GO): nuclear cap binding complex
Molecular function (GO): RNA cap binding
Source: RefSeq, a predicted model, not a curated record